AUGUUACUCGUUUUCUCGACGAUUCUAUUAUUUUCGAUUGUGAGCUCGGCGGAGCUUGCCGACUAUCGCCUACGCCAACAAUUUCACGAGGAGUUCUGUAGGAAGCAUGCAUCGCUGGAAACGUGCCGGCGACCGUUCACGUUGAGCGAUUAUCGCGCCGAGUUGCGCCGGAAGGCCGAUGAAUCGUUUGAAGCGAGCCGUCGAAGCGACUGGGUCGAUGAUGAAAUGGAUGACAGCGAUUUCGAGUACUACAUGUGGCGGAAGCGACGACGUCAAAUGCUUCGACGACGUCAGGAAUGGUACGAGUCUUCGAAUAGCUACUAUCCGCGAUAUCACUAUCCAAGAUAUACCUAUAGUUAUCCAUCAUAUGGAAGUUACUAUCCAUCGUAUGGUGGAUAUGGUGGAUAUGGUGGCGGAUAUGGCGGAGGUCUUCUCGGCGGUUUAUUCAACAUCGGAUUCGGCAGAUCGAUUGGGGUUUCGACGCCGAUCGGCGGCUUCGGCUAUCACAGCGGCUUCGGAAUCGGCAUCGGCUAA
Messenger RNA from Caenorhabditis bovis, 534 nucleotides. NCBI's taxonomy places the organism in Eukaryota, Metazoa, Nematoda, Chromadorea, Rhabditida, Rhabditidae. The record is from the annotation of a GenBank genome assembly.